Messenger RNA from Anolis sagrei ordinatus, 3351 nucleotides. RefSeq names its product RAP2B, member of RAS oncogene family (gene RAP2B). The record is from RefSeq and is a predicted model, not a curated record. Gene Ontology annotation, cellular component: plasma membrane. Gene Ontology annotation, molecular function: GDP binding; GTPase activity; GTP binding. NCBI's taxonomy places the organism in Eukaryota, Metazoa, Chordata, Lepidosauria, Squamata, Anolidae. Gene Ontology annotation, biological process: Rap protein signal transduction; negative regulation of cell migration.
AAGAAGACAAGGGGGCGUGAGAGAGAGAGAAAGAAGGAGAGAGAGAGAGAGAGAGAGAGAGACAGCGCUUCCCACACCCUGUGCUCCGUCUUCCUUCCAGGUGGUGGGAAAGGCGGCCCAAUGGGGUCCUGGGGGCGGCGGAGGGACGAGGAGAGGCGCUGAGGGCGGUGAGAGGGGGAAGAGGCGAGCGAGGCAUGGGCAUGGAGCGCGCGGUGGCCCCGGAGGCGCGCGCCGGGCGGAGGAGAGGCUUUUCGGGCGCUGGGAGCCGCGCGCGCCGCCUCCUCUUCCUCCCCUUCCUCCUCCUCCUCCUCCGCGCCAGAAGCAGAAGCAACAGCAGCCUCCGCCGCUUCCUCGUUUCGCCCUCUUCUUCCUCUUCAGGGAGCUGCUGAGGCUGCCCUCCUCCUCCUCCUCCUCCUCCUCCUCCUCCUCGCCCGCUUCCUCCCUCCAGCGAGGCAACUUCACCUCCUUUCCAUCGGCUGGCUGGCGGAGGAGGGAAGGAAGGCAGGCGCUUCCUCCCUGGCGCCCUCCCUCUCGCCUUUCCCCUCUUUCUCUCUCUCCCUUCCUGGCUUUCUUCCUGAGGGCGGGGAGGAGAGGAGCGCCAUGCGCGAGUACAAAGUGGUGGUGCUGGGCUCGGGCGGCGUGGGCAAGUCGGCGCUCACGGUCCAGUUCGUCACGGGCUCCUUCAUCGAGAAGUACGACCCCACCAUCGAGGACUUCUACCGGAAGGAGAUCGAGGUGGACUCCUCGCCCUCGGUGCUGGAGAUCCUGGACACGGCCGGGACGGAGCAGUUCGCCUCCAUGCGGGACCUCUACAUCAAGAACGGGCAGGGCUUCAUCCUGGUCUACAGCCUGGUCAACCAGCAGAGUUUCCAGGACAUCAAGCCCAUGCGCGACCAGAUCAUCCGGGUCAAGCGGUACGAGAAGGUGCCCAUGAUCCUGGUGGGCAACAAGGUGGACCUCGAAGGCGAGCGGGAGGUCUCCUUCGGCGAAGGCAAAGCCCUGGCCGAGGAGUGGAGCUGCCCCUUCAUGGAGACCUCGGCCAAAAACAAAGCCUCCGUCGACGAACUCUUUGCCGAGAUCGUCCGGCAGAUGAACUACGCCUCCCAGCCCAACGGGGACGACCAGUGCUGCUCCUCCUGUGUCAUCCUUUGAAAGGAAAGGAAAGGAACAGCCAGGCGGAUAGAGCCACUGUGCCCCUAGGUUGCAGGCCUGGGCAGACUUGGGCCCUCCAGGUGUUUUGGACUCCAACUCCCACCAUUCCUAACAGCCUCGGGGCCCUUCCUUAUCUCCCUCAGCCUUCUUGUGUCAUCCUUUGAAAGGAAGAGCCAGGCGGAUAGAGCCACUGUGGCCCUAUAUUGCAGGCCUGGCCAAACUUGGGCCUUCCAGGUGUUUUGGACUCCUACUCCCACCAUUCUUAUCAGCCUCGGCCCCUUCCUUAUCUCCCUCAGUCACUCAGAUGAUCAGUGCUGUUCUUCUUGAGUCAUCCUUUGAAAGAAAGAGCCAGACAGAUAGAGUCACUGUGUCCAUAUAUUAGAGGCCUGGGCAAACUUGGGGCCUCCAAGUGUUUUGGACUUCAACUCCCACCAUUCCUAACAACCUCAGUCUCCUUCCUUAUCUCCCUCAGCUACUUAGAUGAUCAGUGUUGCUCUUCUUGUGUCAUCCUUUGAAAGGAAGAGCCAGAAAGAUAGAGCCACUGUGUCCAUAUAUUGCAGACAUGGGCAAACUUGGGCCCUCCACAUGUUUUGGACUCCAACUCCCACCAUUCCUAACAGCCUCAGGCCCCUUCCUUUUCCCCUUCAGCUGAUUAUGGGUAAACUUGGGCCCUCCAUGUGUUUUGGAUUCCUACUUCCACCAUUCCUUACAGCCUCGGCCCCUUCCUUAUCUCCCUCAGCCACUUAGAUGAUCAGUGCUGCUCUUCUUGUGUCAUCCUUUGAAAGGAAGAGCCAGAAAGAUAGAGCCACUGUGUCCAUAUAUUGCAGACAUGGGCAAACUUGGGCCCUCCAGGUGUUUUGGACUCCCAACUCCCACCAUUCCUAACAGCCUCAGGCCCCUUCCUUUUCUCCCUCAGCCACUUAGAUUAUCAGUGCUUCUCUUCUUCUGUCGUCCUUUGAAAGGAAGAGCCAGAGUCAAUGUGCCCAUAUAUUGCAGGCCUGUGCAAACUUGGGACCUCCCAAGUGUUUUGGACUUCAACUCCCACUAUUCCUAACAGCCUCAGUCUCCUUCCUUUUCUCCCUCAGACACUUAGAUGAUCAGUGUUGCUCUUGUGUCGUCCUUUGAAUGGAAGAGCCAGACGGAUAGAGCCAUUGUGUCCAUAUAUUGCAGGCAUGGGCAAACUUAGGUUCUCCAGGUGUUUUGGACUCCAACUCGCAUCAUUCCUAACAGCCUCAGGCCCUUUCCUUUUCCGCCUCAGCCGCUUAAGUGGAAGGGGAAAAGGAAGGGGCCUAAGGCUGUUAGGAAUUGUGGGAGCUGAAGUCCAAAACACCUGGAGGCCCAAAGUUUGCCCAUCCCUGCUAUACUGCAUUAUCCCCCCUUUUUUCCAUUUCUAUUUUUUGAAAAUCAAAGGUUUACAGCAGCAGCAACACCACCACAGCACAGAAAAAGGCAGCGACAAAAGCGAUACUGACAUCCUGGGAAACAAUUUUGCAUUCCGCCUGGAUUCCUUCCAGGGUUGCUGCCUUGAGUGGUGCUGCUCAUCAGUGUCAUCAUGGUUUUGCCUUCUGUCUUGUUGACAUCUGACUGGGGAGGAAGAAAAAAACCCACACACCUUCCCAAAGAAAAGCCUUGUUGGAAAUGUGGUGUUUCCCACAUGUUCGUGCCAUCGGUUUGAUUGUUGCUUAUUUCUUGUACCUCUUGGCAGAGGACUGUAUUGGCAACUGAUGCCCAGUAGGAAAGUUCACGUGUGCUCCUUUGGGGGAGAGAGAGGAAUUAGCAAUCGCUUUAGAACUGGAAGAUUAAAAAAAAACCCUGGGGAAAAAAUGAAGGGAAUCUGCAAAAGAAGAAUGUUUGUACUUGUGGAGGUACUUCAGAGCCUCCCCUUAGCAUUUUAGCCAGUGACUAGCAAACUUUUGUUUUCUGAGGAUUUCUAUGCAAAGUUGGAAUAUCAGUUCACAUGCUUAUCCCACCUGAAGAAGUCUUGCACGUGUACUACCUGGGACUUUUAAUAACACUGCUGCCAAUACGGUGUGCGAGGUGCCAGAAAAAGUGUGUGCUAAAUUUCUUGUGAAAUCUUCUAUUUUGUUUACCUGCUGUACUGAAAGGGAGGGAACGGAGAGCAUUUAUUUGCGUGUGCGUGUGUGUGUUUUUUAAAAAGAAAUCAGCUGUGAAAACAUUACAGAUCUGCACAAUUUUUAA